Messenger RNA from Mustela lutreola (European mink), 1522 nucleotides. Its product is annotated as leukocyte immunoglobulin-like receptor subfamily A member 5. NCBI's taxonomy places the organism in Eukaryota, Metazoa, Chordata, Mammalia, Carnivora, Mustelidae. Gene Ontology annotation, biological process: cytokine-mediated signaling pathway. Bases 49 to 1158 code for a protein of 369 amino acids. Gene Ontology annotation, molecular function: inhibitory MHC class I receptor activity. The record is from RefSeq and is a predicted model, not a curated record. The transcript has 9 exons.
GGCAGGACUGGCCUCCACGUGGCCACACCCUAUGUGUCUGUCUGUCCUAUGGUCACAGUGGUCCCUUUGUCUGCACAGUGGGAACCAGAGAGAGGAGACACCAUGACACUCACCCUCACAGUUCUGCUCUGUCUUGGGCUGAGUGUGGACUCCAGGACCAGAGUGCAGACAGGGACCCGCCCCAAACCUAACAUCUGGGCUGAGCCAGGCUUUGUGAUCCCCUGGUGGACAUCUGUGACCAUCUGGUGUCAGGGUGGCCUGGAGGCCCAGGAGUACCGCCUGCAUAAAGAGGGAAAGUUAGAGACCUGGGACAGACAGAAGCCACUGGAGCCCGGGGACAAGGCCAAGUUCUUCAUCAGAUACAUGAGAGUUAUGCAUACAGGAAGAUAUCGCUGUAACUAUCUCAGCCUCACUGGCUGGUCAGAGCUCAGUGAACCCCUGGUGCUGGUGAUGACAGGAUUACAGAACAAACCCCAGCUCUCAGCCCUGCCCAGUCAUGUCGUGACCCCAGGAAGGAACGUGACCCUCCAGUGUGGCUCAUGGUUAGGAUUUGACAGGUUCGUCCUGAUGAAAGAAGGAGAGAACCAGCCUUCCUGGACCAUGGUCUCCCAGAGAGCCCCCGGUGGUAGGACCCAUGCCCUGUUCCCUGUGGGCCCUGUGAACACCAGCCUCAGAUGGACAUUCAGAUGCUAUGGCUAUUACAACACCACCUCCCAGAUAUGGUCGCACCCCAGUGACCCCCUGGAGCUGCUGGCCUCAGGUCACAAGCACCAGAGAAGCUGGAUCCCAGUGCCUGUGACCUUCUUCCUGAUGCUCUUCCUCCUUCUCCUCUUCCUCCUUGUCCGACACCAGCGCCAGAAAAAAUGCUGCAAGUCAAGUGCCUCACGUCCUCAAGUUGAGACCAAAACUCUGCAGAAAAGCUCCAGCUCCGUGGCUCCUGUCCAGGAUGAGAACAAGAAAGCUGAGGUGAGAGAGUCCCAGCCUGAGGAAGACAUACAGAUGGACAGUGAGGCCAUGGCAUCUGAAGAACCCCAGGAUGUGACCCACGCCCAGAGGAACAGCUUGAAUCUCGGACAGGAGACAAGUGCACCCCCUUCCUCUCAGUCAACGGAGGCCCCAGCAGAGCCCAGUGAAUGUGCUGCUCUGUCCAUGCACUAGCCCAGGAAGGACCCAGACCCCAUGUUCCCAGGAGGGGGACUGUAGAGACGCUAGGAGGCUGUGGCCCUUCCCCCCACCCCGUGGACACUCAGCUAACACUCCUUGGCCUGGGGACCUCUCAUAAGGAAACAGGAUAUCCUGGAGCUUUAGAAAUCACUUAAUUCUGCUGUAGAUUAAAAAAAAAAUACCAUCUCCAUAUCUUCAGACAUAAAGCAAAACCCUUCUAAAAACCCAUGGCUAAGAGAAGCAAACCACAAAUGAAAAUGUCUUUUUUUUUUUUAACGUAAAUGACAAUGCAAAUAUUCUACAUUGACACACAGUUUCACUUAAAUGGUCAAGUAAACGCUACAGGCCAAAGGGAAAA